UCAAACGAGCCACAACACACUGCAGAAACCGAGAACUAUGCCAAAAUGAAAAGAAUACCUCCACCAAGUAUUUAGAGACAACAGAUACCUGAACAGCAGGGUCUGACGAUGCCUGUCACACAAACAACAACAGGGAGAUACAGUGCGCCCCGACACACUUGUCACGUUACCAUACAUCAAGAAUGUAUCUGAACUGACCACAAGACUCCUACAGCCACUGGGUAUCAGAGUAGCACACAAACCUACAUCAACCCUAUGCCAACUGCUAACAAGAACCAAAGACCCCAUACCCACUAUGGACAGAACCAACAUAGUAAACAAGAUUUCAUACAAGGAUCACGACAAAGAUUACAUUGGACAGACAGGAAGGAAACUGGCUCUGAGAAUACAUGAACAACAAAUAGUAACAAAAGGGCACAACCAAUACUCACUCUUCUCCAUACACACAGACAAGGAGAACCACCGGUUCGAUUGGGACACCGUCAGGUUCCUAGGACAAGCCAAUAAGAGAAAAGCACGGGAAUUUCUCGAGGCCUGGUCGUCCACCAAGAAGGCCAUCAGUAAACAUGUAGAAUUAGACUCUAUAUACACACCACUGCAAAGAAAAAUUGGAAAUGAGAACUCUCCUUUGUACCAGUACUUGCAGGAUGUGGGACACACUGACUUUGAAAUCUGUCCAACAUCAUCAUGGGCAGAAGAGCACUCAUCAAAAGAGGAACCAAAUGAAUUGGACAUCUCUGCCCCACCAACAGAAAACCUUUUGCUAAAGUGUAUUAAUGUUCUUCAAAAAUGGAAUCCAUUCACUGGAAUGAAAAGAAUAGAUUUGGAAUCACUGGAUAUGGGAUUUCGACUGCGCUCUCUGAGCACCAUCCUAAAACAGGAAGUGCUUCUGCAGGAGGAUGUGGAGCUGGUUGACCUACUUGACCCCAGCAUCCUGCAAUCAACACAAGCCCAACAGCCCAAAAAUGGCUACCUGCCAUCCAAGUGGUUGUGGAGAUGUCCUAAUAUUUGGGAUGUUUCAGUAUUGGCUAUCCUUGCUAGUGCCUUGGUCAUGACCUCAGACCGCUGUGAUACUUUCCCUUGGGGCUUUGUAGGAAUGGGCCUGUGUGGCCUCGGUCUUUGUAUGGUUUUCAGGAGCUUCAGUUUAUGGAGAACAGCCAAACUCCAGCGAUCCAUGAGAAAAUGCAACAAAAGUUUGGAAGAUAUAGUGAUGAACAGCCACACUUUCACCAGUCUUGUGCGAAAAUCCAUUAGACAAAUUCAAGAGACAGAAGUCAUUUCAAGAGGAUUCACAUUAGUGACUGCUGCAUGUCCUGCCAGUAAGCUGGGGAACUCCUGGCAACAGCAAGGUCAGCAGCUAACUGGCCUUCGGAAGGCAGUGUACAGAUCAGUGAGAUCCGCCUAUCGAGCUUCUCGAGUGGCUACCUGCCAGAUGCUGAAGUCCUACCCUCUGAACUCUGAAAUUGAUAAUGUGACCAAUUACCUCUCUGCAAUCCCAUAUAACGAGCUUGGCAUGGGACUCGACAAGGAGCUGAUAUCUGAUGACGAGGCCCAGGAGCUGACGGAUUGUUACAGCCUCAAGGCCUUAAAGGUACUGUUUCAGCUUUGGGUGGGUCAAAGCUCCGAGUUCUUCAGACGCCUGGCUUUCCUACUAUCUCCUGUCCAGGCUGCACCCAAGUCCCAUGUUACUGCAGAGCACUUGGCGCACCAUGUCGUUGCAGAAGUAACCCAGAAUAUAUCUCAUAUCCUUACAAAUUGCCUUGAAGAGUUGAAACGCAGCUAUGACUUCCACAGAUACUGGCAGGUACAGCACCAAUCUAAUUUAAAAGCAUCAAACAAGACCAAACAACAAUCAAGGGAGCUGAAGAAUCUUUAUGCUGUGGUUCGUAGUUUGCAACUCCACCUUAAAGCACUACUAAAUGAGGUUAUUUCUUUAGAGGAUUAUCUGGAAAAGCUCCACGAAUCCCAGGAACAGCAUAAACUGACACAGGAAGUGUAUCAUGAUCUGCAUCAGAAACUUAAAUCAAUUCAACCACAUAUGGGGGCGAGCAUAAAUUGUUGGGAUGAGACAAGUAAUCAGGUGGAUAAACUAGUUCACAAGUCUCUGGACCGUAAAGGCAGACCUAUGGUACAGGACAAAAAUUUGCCUCCAAUCUGGAAACAGUCAGCAAAGUCUGUUGUACAGAUCGAAGAUCAGGAUCCAGUCCCUGAUGAACAGGAACUUGAGGCUUAUGUAGAAGAAUCUGAUUUGGAUGGAGAUUUCGGAGGGGGCUUGCUGAACUACUUGUCACAAGAGGAACGAGAGAAGGAGAGGCGAGAGAGGGAGGAAUCCAGGAGAAUGCUUCAGGAGCUGAAAAGUGUGUUGGGGUUCAAGGCCUCUGAGCUGGAGAGGCAAAAGUGGAAACAGCUACUUUUCAAUGACCAUGCUGCACUGAAAACUAUUUCAUCUGCGGACCUAACGCAGCUGGAGGGAGUCCCACUGGAAUGUCAGGAGGCAGAUGCAAAUGUACAAGGUCAUAAGGUUUGUGAUGACUGCUCCCAAGGGGUAGACGCCAAUCAACUAGACAGCUUGACGGAUAGCAAAGAAUGUUGGAGAUCAACAGGUCCAGACUGCACUGAUGUACAUCUGGCUAGUAGGAAAGGCGCUGAUCUGAGUGACAUUCUCCAAACGGGUACUGUAAAUGGAUGCUUGGCUUGCUGCUCAGAGACUACAGACAGUUCCAUACAAAAGCAAGAAAAUUCACAGCCAGCUGCAUCUGAGCAGCUGCAGACAACUGUUCAACAGGGACUUGCUGAAAGACAUGGGCCAGUCGCCCUCCACUUUACCUCAGCUCUAGCCGCACAGGUCGCUGCUCAGUCUCACAGCUUUGCUCAUUUAUCAGAACAGACGUUUGGGGAUGAGGAGGAGGAAGAUGAGGAUACAAGUACAGACGUUGAAUGCGUAAAUUCUGGACCUUAGUAAAUACAGAGUGAAUGGACCAUGCUAAGCUUUAUUAAAUACUCAAAAGCAGGUCAGAGCAGUGAUGCAGAAAGUACUCAGUGUAACAGAAGUAGUGAAUAAUUUUGUUUAGCAAAGUGCGUAUUUUGUACUUUGCUUUGUGAAAUUUCAUUGUAAACAAAGGGACAUAAUGAGAAUUCUCUGUGGUGAAUGAAAUACUUGGACGCUACUGAACCUUGAAACAAUCUAUUCAGUAGCCAUUUGCAUUGAUUCCUCUGACUACGUUACUGUGUUCCUACCUUUCGUGAAGGAUUUGUUUGAUAGAUUCUAAGGAAAUGAGUUAGAAACCCUUUCGACCUAUGCAUGAACUUCUUAGGGAACAGGCGCAAUACUCUGUGCAAUCCCACUGGUACGGAAUGCACCUUACCUCUAUGCAUCUAGUAUCCGAUGACGUACUAAGUGAAAACAUUGUAGUGUAAAAACAGCUAAGUAGCUGAGGCCCACACUGAUCCAAAGGUAAUGAAUUCACCUCCCACCGCUGUUUGAAAGUUUGAAUUUCAUUUUUAAAGUCCCUGAAGAUGCAUUGAAAUCUGAUUGCAAUAAAAGUGAUGAUGAAGCUGUUGGAUUGCUGUGCCUGCUGAAGUAUCUUGGCAAGCCAGUCAGUUAUGUUUGUGAAUUUGGGGCAGGCAAACAAUGCUGAUCUUCCUGGUGAACAAUUCAGGAAUGAAUUGAGGUGAUUAUGUUCCAACAACAAGAUUACACCUGCAAACAGUAUGAGCUGGGAUUUUUUUUUUUAAAUUAACUUUUCAAACAUAAGUAGAAAGUGGUUUGACCUCCAGCAGCACCUGUCUACAUCACUGAUUAAAGUCACAAAGUAUUUCAGCAACUUCCUUCAGCUGUUCACAAGUUACCAGCAAGCUGCAAAAAAUGAAGUAUCGUGCUCACUAUUACUCAGUGAGGGUAUAUGUAAUUUCAGUCCCCACUCAACACUGCCCAAAAAACUGAACAUCAUCAUUAUUCGGCAAACAUGAGGCAAUGCAGUUUUAUGGGCACUCAGUUGUUAUAGCCUCAGAACCUGAGGGAAGGUGAUCUCAUUAUCUGUUCUUCUAGUACUUUGAUAAAGCUCUGAAAACAUUGGACCCUUAUUACUGUACAGCCAUCCUCAAUUUGAGAGGUUCCAUACACAUCGUUUAAUCACUGUCUAUGACUUUAACUGUCAUUAUUUUCAAAGAAUACAGUUAGAGCUAGCUCAUCCAUGGGCUUUCUUUUCUAUAUAAAUAGAUUUUUUUUGUAGCCAUUGCUUGGCAUUGAAAGAACCAUUCUGUUUUUUCUUUCUUUAGAUUUGCUUUUCUCAAAACAGGUCAAGUUUUUUCCAACCAUUCUUUUGACUGACCAAGAACUCAGUAAUGGAUUAAUACAAAGAGGGCUUAUGUGUAGAUUGCUGUGGUUGUUGGAGGCCAUUCAUUUCAGCCUUGGGAUAUCUCUGCAGGAGUUUCUCAAGGUAGUAUCCUCGGCCCAAGCAUCUUUGGCUGCUUCGUCAAAGACCUAUCCUCCAUCGUAAGGUUGGAAGUAGACCAGUUCAUUGAUUGCACAAUGAUCAGUACCAUUUUCAACUCCUCAAAUUCUGAAGCUGUUUGGGUCUACAUCAAGUCCUAAACUGACAAAUGGCAAUUAGUAUUCUUGCCACAGAGGUGCCAGGCAACAACCAUCUCCCUUGAUCUCCAAUGAAUCCUCCUGAGGGUUACCAUUGACCAGAAUCUGAACUGUCCCAGCCAUAUAUUGUCAUUAAGGACAGGACUGAGGCUGAGAAUUCUGUGGCUCACUGCUGUCUACCCAGGAAUGUCAAACCUUCCACAAGGUACAAGUCAGGAGUUUGAUGGAAUACCCUCCACUUGCCUGGAUGACACCAUCCAGGCCAAAGCAACCCACUUGAUUGACUCCACAUCCACCACCUUCAACAUUCAGCCCCUACAGCACCAAUGCACAAUGAUAGCAUUGUGUAUCAUUUACUACAGCAACUCACAUAGCUGCCUUCAACAACAUUUUUCAAACUGUUCCUUCAAUGUCAUUGGGUGAAAGGUCUGGAGUUACCUUCCUAACAAGGGUAAAGUCACCAUAAUCCUACUAGACCAUAGCACUGCGCUCUCAUUAGAGAGAGGCAACUGGCAGUAGUUUAACCUGAGGGUCACCACACCUUGGGCAAGCGAAGAAGAGUCGUGGUAACUGCCACAGAAAUUGAACCCACAUUGUUAGCAUCAAUCUGCAUUGCAAACCAGGUGGAUUCUCACAAUUCAGGGAACAGCUUAUAACCACCUUCUCAGGGUCAUAUAAUCAAAAAUGGAGUAACUGAACAUCUCAGAUUUUCAGUUCACUGGGGACAGCCAGCAUGCAUUCAUAACCAGUAGGUCAUGCCUGAUAAACCUCAAUGAAAUUUUUGAAGAGGUGACUAGGGUAGUGGACAGGACAAUGUCUAUGAAUGUUGUGUAUAUGGACUUCCAGAAGGUAUUUGUUCAAGUCCCAUGUGCAACAGUGUUAACUAAGGUAGAAGCCUAUUGAAUUGAGGGAAAAUUAUUGAAAUGGUUGAGAAAUUGGUUGGGUGGCGGGUGACAGACAGUAGAGAUAAUGGGUAGCUAAUCAAAUUGGUACAAUGACCAGUGGUGUCCCAUAAGGAUCUGUGUUAGGGCCUCGAUGAUUUAUUUAUGACUUGGAUAAUGGCAUAGAAAGUCAUGUAUACAAAUUUUCUGAUGAUACAAUGUUAGGCAGAAUUGUAGACGGUUUAGAUAAAAGCAUAAACUUAUAAAGGGAAAUUGACAGACUAAGUGAAUAGGAAAAAUUGUGGCAGAUGGAGUUCAAUGCAAACAAGUGUGAAGUAAUCCAUUUCAAACUGAGACGUGAUAGAUCAGGCUACUUUCUAGAUGGUGUGAAGUUAAAUACAGUGGAUGGCCAAAGAGACAUGGGGGUUCAGGUGCAUAAGUUUUUUUUUUUAAACUGUCACGAACCGGUGCAGGAAAUAAUCAAGAAAGUUAAUGGGAUGUUGGCCUUUAUAUCUGGAGGGCUGGAGUACAAGAAUGCAUAUGGUAUGCUGCAGCUAUUCAAAACCCUGGUUAGAUGCCAUUUGGAAUAAUGUGAGCAGAUUUGGGCACCACACUGUAGGAAGGAUAUACUGACCUUGGAGGGAGUACAAAAAUGAUAUCUGGAUUUAAGGGGAUAAGUUAUGAGGAGAGAUUAUAUAAAUUUGGUCUACUUUCUCUACAAUUUAGAAGGUUAUGGGGUGAUCCGACCGAAGUCCUCAAGAUAUUAAACUGCAAAAGACAGGCUAGAUAAAGAUAAACUAUUUCCACUGGUUGGGGAUUCUAGAACAAGGGAGCAUAGCCCGAGAAUUGGGGCCAGACGAUUCAGGAGAGAUGUUAGGAAGCACGUCUACACACAAAGGGUAGAAGUUUGGAACUUACUUCCACAAAUGGCAAUGGAUGCUGGAUCAGUUGUUAAUUUUAAAACCAAGCUGGAUUGUAUUUUUUUAAGUGAAGAUAUAUGAAUUUAGGCUAUAUACCAGCUGUGAUCUCCUUGAAUGUUGCAACAGGCUGGAGGGGCUGUAUGACCUACUCUUGUACCAAUGUUCCUAUAUGGGCAGGCAACAAAUCUUGAAUUUGUCAUUGACACUCAGAACACUGGAAGAAAUACAAAAAUUCUUUUUCUAAACUAAGUUUUAAAAAAUGUUUUGACUUGCUUUCCCACUUAGCAGGUGAAGAAGAAAAGUGUAAGUUAUUUCAGAACCAGUGAUUUUGGUGUCCUAUGUGGAUUGUGCUACUUUUACUAUGUGCUAUGAAAUAAAAUAGUGCAAGGGAUUUCAGGAUAUUCA
This is a messenger RNA of Rhincodon typus (whale shark), 6797 nucleotides long. RefSeq names its product vezatin, adherens junctions transmembrane protein (gene vezt). Gene Ontology annotation, biological process: cell-cell adhesion. The record is from RefSeq and is a predicted model, not a curated record. Gene Ontology annotation, cellular component: plasma membrane. Bases 296 to 2959 code for a protein of 887 amino acids. Lineage: Eukaryota; Metazoa; Chordata; Chondrichthyes; Orectolobiformes; Rhincodontidae. The transcript has 12 exons. Gene Ontology annotation, molecular function: myosin binding.